Messenger RNA from Haliotis rubra (blacklip abalone), 4487 nucleotides. Its product is annotated as patched domain-containing protein 3-like. The record is from RefSeq and is a predicted model, not a curated record. Bases 371 to 2977 code for a protein of 868 amino acids. The transcript has 5 exons. Lineage: Eukaryota; Metazoa; Mollusca; Gastropoda; Lepetellida; Haliotidae. Gene Ontology annotation, cellular component: membrane.
GAAGGUAUUCGUUAACACACAGUGGUUAUGCGGGCCUAACAGGAAAAUUCCAGUUGUACUAGCGGGAACAAAGUCGUGAAAGCAACAUGGCGGUUUUGUGUCGUAUAGCUGAGAUUGCCAAGCGAAAUGGGUCGACAGUGUAUCGAAGUAAACAAAUCCUACCACACGAAGAUGUCAUUUUUCAAUAAUGGUCACGGUAUGGAUUUAUGUUUCUGAUGAAAACUUGAAAUGAUCAACGUCCUCACGUUCAGAGACAAUAUCUCCGACAGGUUGUGAUCCAGUUGCUCCUGCCACUUUGACGUCUCUUGAUAAUCCCUCAACAUACUUUCAUUGAAGGGGACAUAAUCUAUCAACCUCUUCAAGACACAACAUGGCUAUGGGCGAACAAGAAGGAGGUUCAAACAAAAACAUAGCUUGCCAUGUGCGGGUCUCGAAAUGGUUCACGGACCGAUUCAGAAAUCUUGGAAUCCUGAUUGGUUCCCAUCCUAUCAAGCUCAUCGCGUUGUCAUUAAUCGUGACUGCUGGUCUGAGCUGUGGGAUGUUGAAACUGACGUCGGAGUCGGACACAGAAACUCUGUAUACUCCAGUGGGUAGUCAGGCCUCCAAGGACAGAGAGAAGAUUCGGGCAGUAUUUGAAGACGACUCUGGCAGCAACUUCUUCCCUCGCUCAUUGACAAAGUCCGACCUAUACGGGGAUGUCAUAUUUUCAACUGUAAAUGUUGUUGAUGAGGAUUCACUGUCAACAAUACAAUUCUAUAUUGAUCACAUCAAGAAUAUAACUGUUACGCUCAACAAUAUUCAGUAUUCCUACUCUGAUGUAUGUGCUAGACGAGAUGGAAGUUGCUACAGAUCUGGUGAUACUUUCAAUGGUUCUAUUACUGUUGGUGUAACGUAUCCAGUAUUCAACAAUAUAGAUUUGUCUUCAGUCUUAGGAAAUGUCAACGCAAAGGACGGUAAAUUAGUUUCAGCAGGGUACCUGAAAGUAACCUUCCACCUGAGGCAGGACUCGGUCAUCCUUCGUGCUGCAGCGAUUGCCUGGGAAGAUGAAUUCAUCAAAGUAAUGUCAACUUUGAAACCUGAAAACGUUACCAUGAGCUAUGCUACAUCACAGUCUCUAAACAAGGAACUGAAUGCCAACACUGGAGGGGACAUCACUUACUUCUCAAUAACGUUCACGUUGAUGAUCACUUAUGCAACAGUAAUCGUUGGUGGUGACAUGGUGUCAUCGAGGACGUGGGUUUCCUGGGCAGGUGUUCUAGCGGCUGGAAUGGGGAUAGCAUCUUCCUUUGGUCUUGUUAGCCUGUGUGGAAUGAAGUUUGUCAACAUUGUUGGGACGAUGCCAUUUCUUGUCCUAGGUAUUGGUGUGGACGACAUGUUUCUGUUGAUGUCAAGUUGGGCGGACACCUACCCUCAUCAAGACGAAUCUGUGGCAAACAGAAUUGGGAUGACGUUUGCUUCAGCUGGCAUGGGUAUCACCAUAACGUCACUGACGGACCUUCUUGCCUUCAUAACUGGAACAUCCUCCGUCUUCAUCAGCGUCCGGAACUUCUGUGUUUAUACAGGGGUGGCCGUCAUAUUCUCCUACCUGUACCAGUGCUUCUUCUUUGCACCUUGUCUGAGUCUUCACGGCAGCCGAGUAGACGAUAGCCGACACUGUGUGACCUGCCUCAGAGUGAAAAGUCGGUUGGACUACAGAGAAGAGAACAAAAAUUGUCUCUACGUGUAUAGUUGUGGAGGAAGACGUCCUAAAGAAAGAGAGCAAGAUGAACGUAUAUGCGAGACUGGUCCAAGAAAAAUACUCCCAGUCAUACUCCUUCAUGUUGCUGGUAAAAUAACAGUCGUAGUUGUGUUUUUAUCAUACCUUGGUGUAUCCAUAUAUGGUCUUGUCAACCUAAAGCAAGGUCUUGAUCUAAAGAACCUGGUUUCACCAUCCUCUCAUUUCUACUCAUACACAGAUAUCAAAGACACCUACUUUCCCAAUACUUUCCCAAUUCCUUUCAUAUUUGAAGACACAACCAACUAUUUGAACAAAGACACAAUAACACAAAUUAACAAACUGCUUGCAGAAGCACAAUCAGACAGUGAAGUAAGUUCAAAGUCUCCAAUAUGUUGGUUGACGAAUUACAUGAAUUCUUCCUAUUUUGACGACACGAGUUUGAUAGAGUUUGUAUCAGGGGCGCAAGACUUUCUAAAUGAAACACCAGCAUUCAAAAGCGACGUGGCUUUUGACGAUAUCGGUGAACAUAUUAUUGCUAGUCGCUGUUACCUGUUCUCUGAUGACAUCAAGGAUUCUAAUAAGCAGGCUCGGGUGAUGACUCGGAUGCGAGAUCUGGCAGAUGGCUCUCCCCUAUCAGUUUACACUUAUUACCCUGCCUUCAUCUUCUUUGAGCAGUACGUCGCUAUUCUACCCAGCACUCUCCAGACUGUUGGGGUAGCCCUUGUCGCGAUGACUGUGGUCACGUGUAUCUUCAUGCCACACCCACUCAUGAUAACACUAGUUGUUUUCAACAUUGUGUCCAUACUGGUCGGAAUAUUCGGCUUCCUGUAUUUCUGGGAUCUUAGUCUCAGCUCAGUCACUAUGAUCCAUCUCAUCAUGUCUGUUGGUUUCUCUGUUGACUUCAGCGUCCACGUCUGCUCAGCCUUCAUGCUUGGGGAAGGCAGCACUCGUCGUGAAAAAGCCAAAUAUUCUAUUGUUCAUGCUUCAGGUCCCAUACUAAAUGGCGCCAUCUCCUCUUUCCUUGGCGUCAUCGUCCUGGUCUUUUCCGAGUCCUACAUCUUCAAAUCCUUCUUCAACAUUAUGCUCACGGUUACGUUGUUGGGUAUGCUGCAUGCAGUGUUUCUUCUUCCAGUUGUCUUGUCCCUAGUUGGACCAACGGGGUCCCCAGUUGGACCAACGGAGUCCCUAGUUGGACCAAGGGAGUCGCCAGGAAAAGCAAGUCGUCCAGCUAAUUCACAACAAGCUGAAACAACAAAUUAACAUGCUUAACCUUCUGGAGUUCAUAUCUUGCUCUUAAUUAUGUAUUUGAUGAAUUUGAUUCUCAGUUGCACAGACAAAAAACAUAUAUCCUAACAGCAAACCGUACAGAUUAUUACUACUAUUACUAUGGUAUUUGCUGAACACUAGAUUCCACCUGAAUUCAGCUCCGCAAAACCGCUUUCAAAGAUUGCAUGAGGCCAGAAAUAAUGAGUCAACAUGUAUGUUUUGGUGAAUAGCAGGGCUUUAAUUUGGAAUGAACCCACUUUAGAUAGCAAAACAACUCAAAAAGUAGAAGUAGAUGAAAGUACUUUCAUAUUUUGGCUUUUGUGAGUGGUCUGGCAGCUAUGUUCUUCCAUCAUUACGUCACGUCAAGAAGACGACCAUAUACGGUUGGUGCAUCUACGGUAUGGAUAUCAAAUAGUAAGAGUAACUGCUCAGACAAAUUCGGGGUUGAGAUCAAUUUGUUGGUGAAUGAGUACAACACCCGGCGACAACAUCGCCAAUAUUGCUUCAAUAUUGCUUCAAGGUCACUGUCAGGACGCCUAACUUGGUACAUAUUUCUCAUGAAUUUAGAACUAGUUUUAGUCACGAUAUGUCUGAAAUAUUGCCGUUGUGACUUAAAAUCUUAACUCACUCACUCACCCUAACUUGGUACAGACAGUAUCUGCGGUCCAGAAGACAAAACUAGGACAGUACACUGUUCACAAAUGAGUCCAGAUCUCAAAUGGACAGCUGAUGGUCGAGCAAGGAUCUCCAGACGUGCAAGAAAACUUUUCUUAAUGUCGUCGAUGUCGGGAUUGAGGUGUAAUGGUACAUUUAAAUGACGUACGCUACCUGAAAGACAUUUAUGUAAAAGAAAGGAUCGUUGCAGCGUUUUAUAAUGUGCAGAUUUCAAAAAUCGUUGAGCGUUUUCAUAAAUUGUUAAAGAGAUUGUUCAAAAUCAUAACACUUUUCUCAUCGGUUCAUGAUAGAAAUUUAUAUCAUGUGAAGCUCACCUUGCGUUUAUAUAAAUAACCAUAUACAUAACACUAAUGGUUUGCAUGCGUGAGUGGAAGAAGCUCAAACGUCGUCCGUCGGGUUCGUACUAGUUGUGUGACGAUUCAUCGAUAUGCAUCGAUGCAUCGACCCAUGGGCCGCCGAAUCGUAAAUCGAUUCAAAGUUUUACAUUGUCGUAUAUCCCGAUACGAUACGUCAAAUGGGCCUCGAUACAUCGAUGUUUCACUUUGAAUAUUGCCGAAUGCCGAUAUCUGUCAAGAUAUACCGUUUUCAAAAUCAGCACAAAUUUCAUUGACAGCAUCCAACAUCCAGCAACAUGCACAUAUUAAAGAUGUUUUUGAUCUGUUUUGUAUUCAUAACAGUAUUAUGGGGUUUUUUAUUUUGUGAAAUCUAUGAUAAACUAGUUAUUUUACUGUCCUUCGUUGACAGGGUUUUAUAAUUUACCUCUAUUUAUUAUGAAAUUGUUUUUAGUCACGAUAUGGCUGAAGUAUUGCCGAUGUGACUUAAAAUAUUA